AUGCCUCACUUUACAUUAACAUUUGCAAACAACAUAAUCAGAUCAAUAUCUUUAUCAUCGCCUGAUUCCCCUGUGAGUGUUUACUCACCCCAAUUUCAAUUAUCUCGCGAUUCAACCGGGCUUUCGAGGUCACUUUUCACGAGUGACAGUGAAACCGCCAGCACUGUGUCUAGCAACGAGCAAAUCCCCCUCCCCGUGCCAAUUGAAACACGAACAGCAGAGCUGCCUGAUAUAGUAGAACUGUCAGGGCCUGCUGAACAGUCUGCACCGCAGCCCGGACAAUCAGCUAUUGCGCAGCCACUUGAACUUCCUCCUCCUGGUGUCUUACCAACAGACUUACCAGCGGACCAAAACCCGCGGACACAUCUGAGUACGCCCCAGCCUGCUGAUAACACUCCCCAGACUAUCACCAGUGGUACACUUGGAAACCCAUCCAAGACAGGCUACCUACAACACGAAUUACCAGCUUACCAGACAUCCAUGGCUCGUACACCCACGAAGAACAAAAUGGUUAAGGGUAACAAUGCUGGCAAUGCCACUGAUGACUCGGCUGCGAAGAAGCAACGCAUUCAAGACGCCCAAGCACUUGCGCAACAGGUUAAGUACAACCCUUUCACUAUGCUUCCAAACAAGUGGAAGGAAAACGUGGAUCUCACAACCAUCACAAUUAGGAAAGCACCACCUGCUAUUCCAAAAUUUGACGAGCCAGCUAUACCCAUGCAAAUAGUCGGUUUUAUUACGGACCACCCGCACUCAUACUCAGAACCAAGGGACUGUUUUGUACGCCUUGCACACUCUCCAGCAUACAUCAAAUUCAAAGCCAUCAGCCCCUGGUAUGAGAUAUGUGACUCUUCCGGUCAGACCAUGCCAAUAACUGAAUGCCACCUGCUGCCCAACUGGCGAGAAGAUUUGGAUCGACUGAAAGCGGCUAAAGAACAAUUCAUCCAAAUGCUGCAUUUACUCGGCAAGGCCAAUGACGAGUACAACAGCAAGAUGGUGAGCUACAGAGCUGAGUAUAUCAAUGACAUCCAUGCCAGUAUAGUAGUCAUACCAAUGCAAGAGAACGAGAGCAUGGGGAAUUAUCCAAUACUGCAAGCCAUCGCCUCCUUAGAAGAGGAACCAUCAUUAGAGGACUAUGAAUCGGCCUUGGAAAUCGAUGAUCCAGAGGAUGAUCUUUUCGUUAUCGAGCCAGAGGAUGAUCUUUUCGUUAUUGAGCCAGAGGAUGAUCCAGACCCGUCCAAUACAACAAUAGAGCAUAGCAUUGAUGGUCACACGGUUGGGAAAGAAUACUCGAGGUAA
This is a messenger RNA of Aspergillus thermomutatus, 1299 nucleotides long. RefSeq lists its product as uncharacterized. The coding region runs from base 1 to 1299 and encodes 432 amino acids. The record is from RefSeq and is a predicted model, not a curated record. NCBI's taxonomy places the organism in Eukaryota, Fungi, Ascomycota, Eurotiomycetes, Eurotiales, Aspergillaceae. The transcript is spliced from 3 exons.